AUGCUUUCUAGACUCUCUUCGAGGCUCCCCACUCGCGGUGUCGCUUUCAUGACUACUCGUGGCUACGCAACUGGGCCCGCGCCAAAUGCGAAGUGGAAAUACGUCCCUCAGAGUGGUAGUUACCCACAGGGGUUCAACGUUGGUGGUAUUCACUGCGGAGUGAAGAAAGAUGGGAAGAGCCUUGACCUUGCGCUUGUGACUUCCGAGUUGCCGUGCAGCGCCGCUGCGGUUUUCACGAAGAAUGUCUUCAAAGCGGCACCUGUGGUCAUGGGUAGGGAAAUGUUGGACAAGCGAAAGGGUUAUGGGAUUAGAGGGCUUGUGGCUAACAGCGGAUGUGCAAAUGCCGUCACCGGAAAGGGCGGAAUGGAGGAUGCGUUGGCUAUGGGGAAGGGAGUUGACAAGCUGGUGGGAGAAGAGGAGAGCAGUACUUUGGUCAUGAGCACUGGUGUUAUUGGACAAAGGCUCCCGAUUAAAAAGAUUCUUGACGGAAUCCCGGAAGCCUAUAAAAUCCUUGCACAAUCUCACGAGGCCUGGCUUAAUACCGCGAAGGCCAUUUGCACAACAGACACCUUCCCCAAGCUUUGCUCCAAGAGCUUCACUUUCCCUGGAUCCUCAACAACCUACAAGAUCGCUGGAAUGGCUAAGGGAGCUGGUAUGAUCCAUCCCAACAUGGCCACUCUCCUUGGAUUCAUGGCCACAGACGCCCCCGUCUCCCCAGAGGCUCUCCAGAACAUCCUCACCCACGCCGUUGAACGCUCGUUCAAUGCCAUCUCUGUAGACGGUGACAUGAGUACCAACGAUACUGUCGCUCUCCUUGCCAACGGCGCUGCAGGUGGCAAGACCGUAGAGGCAGGAACUGAAGCCGAAGCCGUCCUCAGAGCGGUCGUAACGGAGUUUGCCGAAGAGCUUAGCAAGCUGGUUGUCCGUGACGGAGAAGGCGCGACAAAGUUCGUGACCGUCAGUGUGAAGGAUGCAAACAACUUUGCAGAUGCGAAACAGGUCGCAUCAACCAUCGCUAGAUCUCCUUUAGUAAAGACAGCCCUCUAUGGGCGAGAUGCUAACUGGGGUAGAAUUUUGUGUGCGACUGGAUACUCUGGUAUCGAUGGAAUCGUUCCGGAGAAGACCAAUGUGUCUUUCAUCCCGACUGAUGGCUCGCCUGAAUUGAAGCUCCUUGUUAACGGAGAGCCAGAGAAUGUGGAUGAGGAGAGGGCGAGCGAGAUCUUAGCCAUGGAAGAUCUUGAGAUUAGGGUUUCGUUGGGAACUGGCAAGGGUGGUGAGGCGGCAUAUUACACGUGCGACUUCUCGCAUGAGUAUGUCACGAUUAACGGAGACUAUCGCACUUAG
Molecule: messenger RNA, 1344 nt
Organism: Morchella sextelata
Lineage: Eukaryota; Fungi; Ascomycota; Pezizomycetes; Pezizales; Morchellaceae
Exons: 4
Coding region: 1-1344 (447 amino acids)
Biological process (GO): L-arginine biosynthetic process; L-ornithine biosynthetic process
Cellular component (GO): mitochondrial matrix
Molecular function (GO): L-glutamate N-acetyltransferase activity, acting on acetyl-CoA as donor; L-glutamate N-acetyltransferase activity, acting on acetyl-L-ornithine as donor
Source: RefSeq, a predicted model, not a curated record